UUUUGCCAUUGUAGAUUAUCAUCCAUGAAACCUUACCAGUACUGUUAAUAUUCUUUUGGGAAAAAUACUUGUUUUAUGUUUCUCUGUAACUACUUCACCUGCCACUUUAUUUGACUCUUAUUACAUUCAUCUCUGCAAGUGAAAGGACAGAAUAAGAGAUGUUGGCAUCAGCUUCACGGGUUUUCCGAUUAGUGCCAAAUCAUAUCCGAUGCAUAUCCCACUCCAUCCUCAGUGAGGCUGAUCUCAAGGUUGAUGACUUUAAAGUCCAAAAUGAACCUUGCCUCUCCUACCUGAAAGGAAGCAAGGAAAGAGAGGAAUUGCAGGCAGCCCUGGAAAGAUAUGGGAACAAGAUUGAGGAUAUACCAAUCGUGGUUGGAUCUGAGGAAAUUCGUACUGACAAACCUCGCUAUCAGGUGUGUCCCUUUGACCAUCAAAAGAAGAUAGCAAAGUUUUAUGAUGCAAAUGAGGAAGUAAUCAAGAAGGCUAUAAAGAUCUCUCAAGAAGUGAGACCAAAAUGGGAAAAAGUCCCCCUAAAUGAGAGAUGCAAGAUCUUCCUCAAGGUUGCCGAUCUCAUGGCAACCAAGUAUCGAAUGGAUCUAAAUGCUGCCACAAUGCUUGGCCAAGCAAAGACAGUCAUCCAAGCUGAGAUUGAUGCUGCUGCUGAGCUUAUAGAUUUCUUCAGGUUCAAUGCCUUCUUUGCCAAGGAGUUGACAAAAUAUCAACCCCUAAGUCCAAGACCAAAAGAGACUCUGAACUCUAUGAGAUAUCGAGGGAUUGAGGGCUUCAUUGCAGCCAUAACUCCCUUCAAUUUCACAGCAAUUGCAGGGAAUCUCCCUUCUGCCCCAGCUCUCAUGGGGAAUGUAGUUCUUUGGAAACCAUCAGGCACAGCAGUACUCUCCAGCUAUAUGGCAUUCAAGGCAAUGAGAGAAGCAGGUAUUCCAGCAGGGGUCAUUAAUUUCGUCCCAUCUAAUGGUUCUGUGUUAGGCAACACCAUCACAUCUAGUCCUGAACUGGCUGGGAUCAACUUCACUGGAUCUGUCGCGACUUUCCAACACCUAUGGAGGCAAGUGGGAGAGAACUUCAGUGUAUACAAGAAUGUCCCUCGCAUGAUUGGAGAGUUGGGUGGCAAGAAUUAUCACCUGGUUCACCCAUCAGCUGAUCCAGACACUGUCGCAGCUGCAACCAUCCGGUCUGCAUUUGAAUACUGUGGCCAGAAGUGCUCUGCUUGUUCACGGAUGUAUAUUGCUCAAUCCAUUUGGCCCCAGGUGAAGGAAAAGAUGCUGAAGAUAUUGAAAGACAUGAAGGUGGGUCCUCCAACAGACUUUGAAGUCUUCAUGUCGGCAGUGAUAGAUGACCGAGCGUUCAAACGUAUCAAGGGGUACAUUGACCAUGCUGGUGCGAGUAAAUCUCUCACAGUUAUUGCUGGAGGAUCCUGUGAUGACAGCACUGGCUAUUAUGUUCAACCAACGGUGAUUGAAACUACAGAUCCACACGAUCGAAUCAUGAAAGAGGAGAUUUUUGGUCCUGUGCUCACUGUCUAUGUCUUCCCUGAUGAAAAGGCCAAUGAGAUUCCUCAGCUCAUUUCUGAUUCUGUUCCUUAUGGCCUCACAGGCUCUGUUUUCUCUCAGGAUGAGGGAUAUGCAAGGAGAGUGGCAGAAGACCUAAAGAUGUCAGCUGGCAACUUCUACGUGAAUGACAAAUCCACGGGUGCCAUUGUGGGCCAGCAGCCGUUUGGUGGAGGACGCCAUUCAGCCUACCUGAAAGGAAGCAAGGAAAGAGAGGAAUUGCUGGCAGCUCUGGAGAAACAUGGAGGCAAAACUGAGGAUAUACCCAUUGUGAUUGGAUCUGAGGAAAUUCGUACUGACAAUAUCCACUUUCAGGUAUGUCCCUUUGACCAUCAGAAGAAGAUUGCAAAAUUUUACUAUGCAAAUGAAGAAGUAAUCAAGAAGGCUGUGAAAAUCUCUCAAGAAGUAAGACAAAGAUGGGAAAGAGUCCCUCUGAAUGAGAAGUGCAAGAUCUUUCUCAAGGCUGCUGAUCUCAUGGCAACCAAAUAUAGAAUGGAUCUGAAUGCUGCCACAAUGCUUGGCCAGGCAAAGACAAUCAUCCAAGCUGAGAUUGAUGCUGCUGCUGAGCUUAUAGAUUUCUUCAGGUUCAAUGCCUUCUUUGCCAAGGAGUUGACAAAAUAUCAACCCCUAAGUCCCAAACCAGCAGAGACUCUGAACACAAUGAGAUAUCGAGGGAUUGAGGGCUUCAUUGCAGCCAUAACUCCCUUCAAUUUCACAGCAAUUGCAGGGAAUCUCCCUUCUGCCCCAGCCCUCAUGGGGAAUGUAGUCCUAUGGAAACCAUCAGACACAGCAAUCCUUUCCAACUAUAUAGUUUUCAAGGCAAUGAGAGAAGCAGGUAUUCCAGCAGGGGUCAUCAAUUUCAUUCCAGCUGAUGGUCCUGUCUUUGGAAAUACAAUCACAUCCUGUCCUGACCUGGCGGGGAUUAACUUCACUGGAUCUGUCGCGACUUUCCAGCACCUGUGGAAGCAAGUGGGAGAGAAUUUCAGUAUAUACAAGAAUAUCCCUCGCAUGAUUGGAGAGUGCGGUGGCAAGAAUUACCACCUGGUUCAUCCAUCAGCUGAUCCAGACACUGUUGCAGUUGCAACAAUUCGGUCUGCAUUUGAAUACUGUGGCCAGAAGUGCUCUGCUUGUUCACGAAUGUAUAUUGCUCAAUCUAUCUGGCCCCAGGUGAAGGAAAAGAUGCUAAAGAUACUGAAAGAUGUUAAGGUGGGCCCUCCAAUGGACUUUGAAGUCUUCAUGUCAGCAGUGAUAGAUGACCGGGCAUUCAAGCGUAUCAAGGGAUAUAUUGACCAUGCUGGUACAAGUACAUCCCUCACAGUUAUUGCUGGAGGAUCCUGUGAUAACAGCACUGGCUACUAUGUUCAACCUACAGUGAUUGAAACAACAGAUCCACUUGAUCGAAUCAUGAAGGAGGAGAUCUUUGGUCCUGUGCUCACUGUUUACGCCUUCCCAGAUGACAAGGCUGAUGAGAUUCUUCAACUUAUUGCUGAUUCUGUACCUUAUGGUCUCACAGGCUCUGUUUUUUCCCAGGAUGAGGAGUAUGCAAAGAGAGCAACAGAAGAACUGAAGAUGACAGCUGGGAACUUCUACGUGAAUGACAAAUCCACAGGUUCUGUUGUGGGUCAGCAGCCAUUUGGUGGUGGACGUAUCUCAGGAACGAAUGACAAGGCAGGAGGUCCUCAUUAUAUUCUCCGCUGGACCUCCCCCCAGGCUGUAAAAGAAACAUUUGUCCCUCUCAGGGAAUGGAAAUAUCCCUACAUGGAGAACUGAGCAUGACUUUCAAGCAUACAAAGGCUGAGGUUGAUUUUACAGCCCUCCCCCUUUUUUUUUUCAUUCACAUAUCUUUCAUCAGGUUUUGUAUGGAGCAUGUGUGUAGUUUUCCCUCUGACUUCACUUUCUUUCAAGAGAUAUUAUGUCUGUUCUCUGCAUGAGGUAUCAGCAGAGGCCAUAAUAUCUUGUUGAAGGCCCUUGCUGUCUUCCAGUGUGUCAUUUAUAUUGAUGCUCUUGACAUGCAUAAGCCUACAUCCAUGGUGUUAUUAGACCUAUUGGCAUGUUUUUCAGUCUUGUGAUAAGAAUCUCUCUCAUGAGUGAUUUUUAGUUAGGUAGUGAGGGUCACAGCAUUCACUGGUAUGCAUAAAAAUGCUUAACUGAUGCCCUUAUUUCUCAUGCAAGCAGGUUUGCUGGUUUGCUCUUUCUAGGAAAGAUCCCAUGAAUGCCAUGUCCUUUUCUUCUCUCACAGAAUGACAUAAACAGCUUGGAUCUAAUUUUCUAAUAUAAUUUUUAUCAGCCUAAGGUGGACAAUUUACAUUGAACAUAUUUGUGUGACUUGUAGAUGUAAUUAGAACACAAUUGGGUGGCCAAAUUCCUAUAAUUAAUCUUAGAAAAAGCAUCUUAUUGAAAGUUUUUUUAAAAAUAGUUUUAGCUUUGUUCUAGUCUGCUCUCCUUACAGUUGAGAGAAAUGGCAUGGGUUUUUGGAGAAGAGUGAUUGCAAAAAACAUUCCCCAUCAAAGUUUGCAGGAAGCAAAAUCUUUACCUUGUACAGAAAAGCAGCAACAUUCCCCUCUAACUGGGCAAGGAAAUGAAGGUUCUUUCUUCUGAAGGUAAUUAUUAGUGUUGGGCUAGAAAAUCAGGAAAAAGUAAAUGAAUGUUGAUGAUUAUGACACCUGAAAAGAAAGGUUAGAACUUGUGAUAGUUCUUACCAUGCAAAAGAUGUAGGAUUUUGUCAUACCCAGGACUAAUAAUCUCAUUUAACCCUUUGUCUCUCAAUUUACUGCAUUCCUGUUUGUACAAAAAGCCAUGUUUAUUUAGAUAAUG
Messenger RNA from Darwinula stevensoni, 4379 nucleotides. The record is from the annotation of a GenBank genome assembly. NCBI's taxonomy places the organism in Eukaryota, Metazoa, Arthropoda, Ostracoda, Podocopida, Darwinulidae.